Molecule: messenger RNA, 753 nt
Organism: Trichoderma gamsii
Lineage: Eukaryota; Fungi; Ascomycota; Sordariomycetes; Hypocreales; Hypocreaceae
Exons: 1
Coding region: 1-753 (250 amino acids)
Cellular component (GO): cytosol
Source: RefSeq, a predicted model, not a curated record
AUGGCUCAGCAGCUCGAAACAAUUGAUGAAACCAUCACCAUCAAUGGCAAAACCGGGCAGUACACCGGAUCGGCAUACCCUAUCACUUCUCCUGGAUGGAACAUCAUUUUCGGAUACGAUCCUCAUGGAAGGGGUAUAUUGAGAUACAGCGACGGCAGCGUCUACGAUGGCCAAUGGGAGCAUAGCAACUACUCAGGAUCAGGAAAAUAUACUUCAAAAGACGAGGAGUAUGUCGGAUCAUGGGUCGACGGACUCAAAUCAGGCCAUGGGAAAUUGAUUACAAGCGACGGGCAGAUUAUCUAUGAUGGCUGGUUUGCAAACGACAAGAGAUCCGGCGCCGGCACCCUCAAUUACGUCCAAACAGGCGUCAGUUACACGGGCCAGUGGAGCAAAGACGUGCCCAGUGGGAAGGGCACUUGGAAAUGGGCAGAUGGAAGUUGGUGGGAGAGCACAUGGGGAGGAUCCAAUGGUAAAACUGCCAGCGGUAGCGGGAGGACGCGCCGUCUUUUCGCGAAUGGCGACCUUUAUGAGGGAGAGACGACUAACCACGAGAUGACUGGCACGGGCAAGGUCACUUUGUCGAGCGGCGAAGUGUAUCGCGGCCAGGUGAAGAACUCCAAAAGGCAUGGCCAAGGCAGCUUCAAGACAUUGGAUGAGAUGCUGUAUGAGGGGAAGUGGGUUUAUAAUAACAAGUCGGGUCGCUUCAGAAUCACUGACCUGGCGAAGGGCAAGGUGAGGCACCGUAAUUAUUGA